CCCCGUGGCAACAGCUGCUGCCCAACCGCUGCCGUCCGCUGCCCUCCAGGGCCUCCCGCCCUGGCAGCAGCAGGGACCCGACCCCGUGCAGCCGUCGCUGCCCCCCUGGCAGCAGCAGCAGCAGCAGCCCCUGAUGCCGGCGCAGCCGCAGAUGCCUGUGGUCCCCUCUCAGGGUGGCGCCCGCCAGUCGCGGGCCCCGACGGACCGUUCAACGCCGGCCCGGUGGCGCCCGGUGGCCGCAUGGUCCCCAGCCCGCAGCAUGUGCAGGAGCAGAUCCAGCAGAGCUCGCCAACUUGCAGCAACAGCAGCAGCACCUCCUGCAGCAGCAGCAGGAGCAGAUGGAGGCGGCCGUGUGUGCGGCCCAGGAGGCGCGCGUGCGCGCAAUGGCCGCCGAGGCCCAGCUCAGCCUGAGCGACCUGGACGGCCUCCUGCAGCCGAUCAUCGACACGUGCACUAAGGACGCCAUCUCUACCGGCAAGACGUGGAUCUUCUCAAACGCCAAGUCAACGGGGGUGUGCGAGGCGCUGGCCGAGUACCUGCGCUGGAGGAUCGUGCGUCCGGGCUCCAGCUUCGAGCUACGCCUGCACCUCAUCUACCUCAUCAACGACGUUCUGCACCACUG
Molecule: messenger RNA, 622 nt
Organism: Lethenteron reissneri (Far Eastern brook lamprey)
Lineage: Eukaryota; Metazoa; Chordata; Hyperoartia; Petromyzontiformes; Petromyzontidae
Product: calcium homeostasis endoplasmic reticulum protein-like
Biological process (GO): intracellular calcium ion homeostasis
Cellular component (GO): perinuclear region of cytoplasm
Source: RefSeq, a predicted model, not a curated record